GUGUCGCCGCCAAGGGUUAAGCGUACGGGCAAAGAGACGACGAUUGCCAUUCCGAAUUAUUUGUCUCAGUUCAGUAAAACGAUGCUGGACGUAAUUACCGGCGACAAAGAUCUCCCGCAAUGGAAUGGACCGACUCGUGACGGCGGCGAACAUAGCGACUUUUUCAGGGGGCUUUGUCUGCCCCAGGUCGCUGGCUAUCCGAGCCUUCUCUUGCACGAGCUAGGAUGCUACAAUAAGGAAGCGUUUGAUAAGCUCCUGGAGUCGCUGUUCAAUGUUCAAGAUAAGUUCCUCAUCGUUAUCAAUAUCUCGGGCUCUGGAAAAACCCGCCUUCUUCUGGAAGGGCUGGUCCGCUACUGGGGAAUUUACUUUGUUGGGUCCCACGAGACAUCCUCGCUUGGUUCAGAAGAUUUAGGCUAUGUCCUGUCCAGAAUACAGGAGAACAAGGGCUUCAAGGCCAACCCUGUCUCAGAGGAGGAUCUCAAAAUGAACGAGGCCAUUGCGCGCCGACAGUACUUCAAAGUUCUGUUGGCACGCACAUCCGUUUUUACCCACUUCCUAAACUUGAGUCUGAAUCAAGCACCCUCCUCCGAGAACGACCUCAGAUUGGCCUGGCUAAAAAUCCAAAUUCAUCAGGAGAGUUUCUUUAAUCAGGAUAUCUUUUGUGGGGUUAUGGAUCUCCUUAACGAUUCCACCGACGAUUACUUGGAUUGCAGCCUAACAAAAUCUCUUGAGGAUGUCAAGGAUUUAUUGGUCCACAUGUUUCCCUUAUCUGCUUCUUCACGCCGAUUGUGCUGCAUCAUUGAUGAGGCACAGGCACUUGCUACGCGAGCACCUAAUUCGUUCCGGUCUCGCACAUCGGGUUCACCUCGAUCCCUCCUGAGGCCGCUCACCGAACACCUCCGUAAAUCUCUUGCCUGCCACAACUGGUUCAUGUACCUAUCAGGGACAAGCAAUAGUUUAGAAAUUAUCGAGACAACCAGCGGGUCAAACGUAGCAAGGCUCUCGGCGCUUCAGAAACUUUACCAUUUGGGAUCUUUUGUGGAUGCUAGUAGCCAGGCUGCAUACAUCCGAAAGUUCGUUCCACCUGCUUUGGCGGACAGCCUCUCAGAUUUUCUUGCGCGGGUCUUUACAUGGACAAGAGGAAGAUUCCGCUUCACGGCUACCCUUAUUGAGCUGUUGCUUGUAUCAGGGUUCCGCUCCCCACACACUGUGCUCAAUUUCUAUAUCAAAUCGUUGUGUGGCGGUGAAUUCGAACCCGGAGACGCUGAAGAUCUCAUCAAAGCGGAGCCCCCAUUGCCUGGAAACCUGAAAGACAUGGUGGUUUCUCAUGGAGUUGAUGUCAAUCGCUUUUCAAAAUCGGAAGUGUUCUCGAAACUCAAAAAACAUCUUCCGGCUUACAUGCUAACGGGGAUGCCACUACCUGUACUUCGGGUGAAGGAUUCUGUAUUGGUUGAGCUUGGGAUCUCCAGAUUUGUGGGUCUAUUCGCUGAUGUGCACACGGACGAGCCGCUUGUGUUAAUCGCCAUCAUCACUUGGUUGGAGGAGAAUGAACCAGGAUAUCUCCACACUCGUAUUAUGGAAGAAGCACUUAGUAUCUCCACGAAGCACAAUCCCUCCGAAGCGUUCUUUGCAUACGCCAUGCUCCAAGCCCUACGAUCCGGCCUCCCACUUAAUCAGAUUCUGGAUUUCCACAUCCCGGGAAACACAGUUUUACCUUUGUGGACCUAUGAGAAGGCUCAGAUUGUCGUACCCACUCAUUUCGAUCACACGACACACAGAUAUCACACCGUCCCAUAUUCCUAUAGCUCUACAAACGUUCCCAAAGCCGGAAAAUAUAUUGACAACGCUUCAGAGCUUCAGGAGUGGCUCGCAUUCCAGGGGACACCAUAUUCAGUCACCUAUCCAACCACAAGAGUCGGGCCUGAUUUCAUCUGUCUGGUAAAGUUAGAGAGCGGUAGACAUUUUUGGGUAUUGGGCCAGACAAAAGUUCGAGAGAGCGAUAAUACAAUCGUCGAGGGAGAUCUUGUCGGUGCUGUGCAGUCAGUCAUGCCGGAAAAUGUUUAUAAAAACCCUAAAAUGGUCCGGCUGUGCCCCAGCAAUUCAUAGAGGCCCUCGACGCCCUUCCGUGUAAAGUUGAUAAUGUUUUGCCAUCGGCCUUGGCGCCUCAUCAUGCCGUUGGGGUGCUUUGUAUUUCUCCCGCUCUUGACAACAUCCAGUGCUUGAAGGCGUCUUCAGUCAAAACGACUGUUACGCCCAUUCAAGCUGCCAUCAACUGGGAUCGGGUAG
Molecule: messenger RNA, 2286 nt
Organism: Desarmillaria tabescens
Lineage: Eukaryota; Fungi; Basidiomycota; Agaricomycetes; Agaricales; Physalacriaceae
Exons: 5
Coding region: 82-2106 (674 amino acids)
Source: RefSeq, a predicted model, not a curated record